Messenger RNA from Lodderomyces beijingensis, 416 nucleotides. The record is from the annotation of a GenBank genome assembly. NCBI's taxonomy places the organism in Eukaryota, Fungi, Ascomycota, Pichiomycetes, Serinales, Debaryomycetaceae.
AUGAGAGUAUCGUCAAGACUAUUGAAGCACACAAUAAAGUUUGUGGGUGGCCCACAUCCAAUUCCAAGUACGUGAACAAAAAAAACCCCCCCAUUAAACAAAGCUCUUUCUUGUCGAAGCUUCCCGUGAAACCAAUAUAAGUAUGAAUAUGUAUAUACUAACGGCGGCUUGAUUUUCCAGAGACCCCACACGCGGCAAAAGCACAUCCAUUUGCACCAGAAGGCGUAGUACCGGGAUCGGUCGGCUCGAGCUCAUCUGGUCAGCAGACAAGAAGGUAUCAUAAUAGCAACCCCAUAGAACCAAAAGAAGGCGAAUAUUUCUCAAGAAGCGAAUUGUCCAAGAGAUUCAGAUACAAGCCUAUUAAGGAUAUCGAAAUUGACCAGGUUAGCUCUGGCGGUGCUGAUAUUAUAUUUUGA